CUGUAUUGCAGUUUGAAGCACGAUGGAAGCGGUGGAACAGCAGACCGUAGCGCUUCGAGAAUUUGGCUGCGAACAGAAUUUGCUCUCACGACCUGAUGGCUCAGCCUCGUUUGUUCAAGGUGACAGCAGUGUGUUGGCAGGCGUGUACGGACCAGCAGAGGUAAAAGUCAGCAAAGAAAUCUAUGACCGGGCCACACUAGAGGUGGUGAUCCAGCCCAAAGUGGGGUUACCAGGAGUGAGGGAGCGAGCAAGAGAGCAGUGUGUGCGGGAAACAUGUGAAGCAGCUCUUCUCUCCUUUCUCCAUCCACGUUCUUCCCUUUCUCUCGUCCUUCAGGUCAUUCACGAUGAUGGCUCACUUCUCUCAUGCUGUCUAAAUGCUGCCUGCAUGGCUUUAAUGGAUGCAGGGCUGCCCAUGGGGUGCCUGUUCUGUGGUGUGACCUGCGCGAUCGACCCAGAAGGACGCAUAAUCACUGACCCAACUGCACAGCAGGAGAAGAACAGUCGUGCUGUGAUGACCUUUGCUAUUGACAGUGCACAGCACAGAGUGAUGAUGUCAUCAACCAAAGGGUCAUUCUCAGUUAAUGAGCUGCAGCAGUGCAUAGCAGUCAGCCAGAGGGCCUCUGAGAAAAUCUUUCAGUUCUACAGAGACUCUGUCAGAAGACGAUAUUCCAAGACACUUUGACAGCGGCCAUUCUCCCUUUUACCC
Molecule: messenger RNA, 706 nt
Organism: Megalops cyprinoides (Indo-Pacific tarpon)
Lineage: Eukaryota; Metazoa; Chordata; Actinopteri; Elopiformes; Megalopidae
Gene: exosc5
Product: exosome component 5
Exons: 6
Coding region: 23-682 (219 amino acids)
Biological process (GO): U4 snRNA 3'-end processing; poly(A)-dependent snoRNA 3'-end processing; nuclear mRNA surveillance
Cellular component (GO): cytoplasmic exosome (RNase complex); nuclear exosome (RNase complex); nucleolus
Source: RefSeq, a predicted model, not a curated record